AUGGACAAAUUACAGCAAUUCAAGAGAAAAAAGAAGAAAGAGAUUAAAGCAUUAACUGCAACAUCAAAUUACAUGAAGGGAUUCCACAUUGAAAACCAGUACAUGUCGCUCACAUCCUUGGUGGAAGCAAUGUAUCCGCCAAACAGAUGCUCUUUAUGCGAUGGCAUUUUUGCGUCAAGAAUUGAAUCAAAUAAGCAUUUCAAGGAAAAGCAUAAAAACUGCAAAUCAAGAUAUAUCUGUAUGCAUCCGUAUUGCGACUAUAGAUCUGUAACGCGAGGUGCUCUGCGUGUUCAUAUUUCGCAUGCCCAUGUAUUGAUUCAAUCUGAUAAACCAUUGCCUGAUUCAUUCCAGCAAGAAGAGCUCCUCUUUUCAGCGGCAACGACAACGACAACGCCAUCGCCCACCAUGUCAAGAAUGAGCUUAGAGCCAAUGUCAAUGCCUGGUUCGCCUCCACCUCUACUUCAUCCUCCUCCCCCACCACCACCCGUACCACAAUUAGCACCACCGCCCGUCCCGUCGCUCUCCAUCAUGUCAGAGCCCGCCAUUGUCAUCAAGAAUGAAUACAAAUCGUCCAAAAUGCUGCAGUCUUUGUCAUCGUCCUCCUCCUGCAAUUCCUCCAAAUCUUCCUCGCCUCCAAAUAAUAUGACAGGUAGCAACAACCAUAAGAAACUCAUGAUGGCGAGACAGCCCACAGUCUAUGCUGUCAAAAAGCAGCCCAAAUCGACAUUUAUAGACAAUUUGACACCAUCACCACCACCCUCACCCUUUUCCAUGUAUCACCCCAAGAAGGACUCACACAGCAAGAAAGCCAUCUUGUCCAAGAAGGCAGAGGCCUUUUUGAAUAGCAUUUAUCCCCCAUUACAAUGUCCAAGUUGUAAACAAAAUUUUCCUAGAAAAACUAAUGUGAUUAAGCAUUUGACAGAUGCUCAUGUCGGCCAAGAGCCGUAUCGUUGCAUUUAUCCCAAAUGUAACCACCCAAAAUUAUACACAACCCGUGAAGGUCUCAUUUAUCAUAUUGUUCGUGUCCAUGAUGUACAAUAA
This is a messenger RNA of Mucor velutinosus, 1041 nucleotides long. RefSeq lists its product as uncharacterized. Gene Ontology annotation, cellular component: chromosome. Gene Ontology annotation, biological process: regulation of transcription by RNA polymerase II. Lineage: Eukaryota; Fungi; Mucoromycota; Mucoromycetes; Mucorales; Mucoraceae. Bases 1 to 1041 code for a protein of 346 amino acids. Gene Ontology annotation, molecular function: chromatin insulator sequence binding. The record is from RefSeq and is a predicted model, not a curated record. The transcript has a single exon.